AUGGAAAUCAAAAGUUGCACGGUACCGAUAUUCAUUCUCCUCGCGCUUCGGGAACGUCUUUAUCCAGUGAAAGUCCGAGGCCUGACCUGGCCUGACAGGCUUGACCGUGCAGAAGCUUCAUCGAUGAUCCACAAAGCUAGGGUUUGCGGUCUCCUCGUGAUGAAGCCCGAAUAUUUGGCCUUCAUUGACGCCGCUUUACCCUCGAUUCUCGAUCACAGGAGAGGAGCUGGUACUUUCUUCCCAUGGGGGCUUCUUUUCUGUUUGGAUCACCGCGUCGGUCUUCCCUCGGACGUGUUUACUUUGCGGUCUCUGCGUUCAAGCGAGUUUGGGCUCGGGUUCACCGGUUUAGGUACUACCCAGACUUGUGAACAUCAAGGAACUAACGACUCUUUACCUACGCUGGAAAGCAGACAUCAUCCCCACGAUCUACGCUUAGGCACUGGCUAUGCCGGCAAAUAA
Molecule: messenger RNA, 459 nt
Organism: Guyanagaster necrorhizus
Lineage: Eukaryota; Fungi; Basidiomycota; Agaricomycetes; Agaricales; Physalacriaceae
Exons: 3
Coding region: 1-459 (152 amino acids)
Source: RefSeq, a predicted model, not a curated record